Molecule: messenger RNA, 773 nt
Organism: Callithrix jacchus (white-tufted-ear marmoset)
Lineage: Eukaryota; Metazoa; Chordata; Mammalia; Primates; Cebidae
Source: RefSeq, a predicted model, not a curated record
CCGUCCUCGAGGAUGCCGUGCCAAGCUGGUAUUAGCCUCCAGUCCUGGUUGUGGAAGGUGACAGUAGUCAUGGUGAUGUUUGAGCAGAUGAGAGCCAACGUGGGCAAGUAGCUCAAGGGUAUUGACAGGUACAAUCCUGAGAACCUGGCCACCCUGGAGUGCUAUACAGAGACACAGACCAAGGAAAAUGCCUAUGAUCUGGAAGCCAACCUGGCUGUUCUGAAACUGUACCAAUUCGACCCAGCCUUCUUUCAGACAGUCACCACCCAGAUCCUGCUGAAGGCCCUCACCAAUCUGCCACACACCGACUUCACCCUGUGCAAGUGCAUGAUUGACCAGGCACAUCAAGAAGAACGGCCAAUCUGGCAGAUUUUGCACCUCGGGGACCUGCUGGAGACCUGCCACUUCCAGACUUUCUGGCAAGCCCUGGAUAGAAACAUGGACCUCUUGGAAGGUAUAACUGGCUUUGAAGACUCUGUCCGAAAGUUCAUCUGCCAUGUCGUGGGUAUCACUUACCAGCACAUCGACCACUGGCUGCUGGCCAAGAUGCUCGGGGGUCUGUGGGACAGCCAACUAAAGGUGUGGAUGAGCAAAUAUGGCUGGAGCACCGACGAGUCGGGGCAGAUCUUCAUCUGCAGCCAGGAAGAGAGCAUUAAACCCAAAAACAUCAUGGAGAAGAUUGACUUCAACAGUGUGUCCAGCAUCAUGGCCUCCUCCCAGUAAAUGCAGGUGUUUAAUAAAGAUGUGUUGACUCAAAAAAAAAAAAAAAGAAU